UUAGUAUAACUUAAAAAUUUAUUUUGUUAAAUACUGAAAUUGCCACUAAAUUGAUAUGCUAUCGUCACAGGUCCUCCUUGAUGAUGUUACAUUGUUUCUUUCAAAAGACUCAGAAGAGCAAGGUAAGGCAUCUGAAGAUCGUACUGAUUGUGCAACAGCUUUGCUCCAAUCACUUCCAUGUUCGCGUUAUGCAGUGCUGGAAAAAAUUGGCGAAGUGUUUUUUCUAGAAUCACAGCAUUACAUUGUUGAAGUUGAAAGGCAGCACUUGGAAGAUGCUCCGCCCAAUUUUGAACCACUUAUGUCUAAACGAAGUGCUCAGAUAAAAAAAAUUCAGCAAGUUUUAGCUGUUUCAGUUGAAGCAAACUCAAAAGCGUGGGCUCCAAUGAUAUUUCAGUGGGCAGUUCAAACUACUAGUCAGAUAUGUGGACAGUAUGGAACCAAAAGACAUUUUAGUACAUUUUCAAUUGGAGAAAGAUUUCAGUUGUGGUUAAAUUGCUCAGCCACCAAUGUUCUUUUGGAAAUAACAGUUGGCUGUUUGCAAAAAAUCAUACUCAAAAAUCAAGAUAAUUGUCUCAAAUGUUUACUUAAUGCAGCUCUUUCUAAUUCACCAUAUUUUGACUGGGCUUUAGCACAUAUUUAUUCUGUGUUUCCUGAAAUUAUCCCAUACAAGUUCCUUUGCCAUGUGCUCGAAGCUUUUAGCAACCAGUCACGUAAAACAGAUUUGCUUAUUGAAACUAUGCUUGCAGUAUUUAACCAUGUUGCUGAUAAACAUCAUCUUCAUAAAGCUGUUUUAAAAUUAAUGAUGGAAAGCAUUGAAGAUAAACGAAAGGCUGAAACUCAUACUUCUCUAUGUACUAUACCAUUUUUAUUGCAUAUUACGAUUAAACAGCCAGAACUUUUUUUGCCUCUUGUUGAUUCAAUAAUGGAUGCUUUGACGGAUGAUAAGUUAAGAGUAUUAGAUUUUCAAAGUCUGAAGAGAGAUGCUUUGCUUCAAAGAGGUAGUUUAUUACGAAGAAUCACAGACUGCAUGGAGCUAGUUCGUUUAUCUUCUUACAAAUUGUUUCAGAUCUUAUUGAAAUAUGCUAAUCGGGAUGAUGUUAAGCUCAACAAAGAAGAUCCAAUUUUGUCUAAUAAUCUUCAGAGUGCAUCAGGUGUUAUUUUGGAAUCAUUUGAGCUCCAGCUUAGGAAUAAAAUACAUGUUUCUUUGGUAUCUUCAGGAGAUAAAGUAAAAGUGAAGAUUCCUUUUCUCUCAGCUCUGUCUUCUUUUUCCAAAGAACUUUGUUUACAAAUGAUAAGUGCUUCUGGCAGAAAGAAAAGGUAUUUGGAGUUGUUUAUUUAUUUAUGUGCAAAGCAAGAAGGAAUCAAACAAAUGGUUAUGGUUUUAUCCUUUUUAUUGACCAAUUCCAAUAUGUCUACAAGCAAUGUUUCUACCUUGAUGAAGUUUGCUAACGACUUUAAACUUGUUCAUUCAGAUAUUCUUGCUCAGACAUUGCAUGCAUUGGUUAAUCAAAUAAAUGGAUUUUCUUCAUACAUUGUAAAUACACUUCUGCAGAAUCUUUUUCUACUUCUAAAAGAACAAAAAAGUUUUUCUGAAAUACAUAGUUUAAAAUUGCAUUUACAGCAAGCUUCUAGUUCUCUUGCACAAGUUUUGCUAUACUAUCCUAAUGAUAUGGAUUUGUGUUCAACUAUUUUAAACUUAUUAAAACCAUUAUUGUCUCCAAAACUUCGAAUGUCAGACUUUGCUAUUUUAUCAGAAUGUAUCGUCGCCUGUUAUUUUUUCACUCUUGAAAAGUUUGAGAAAAUGAAAAUAAUAAAUGACUUUGAUUCAAUAUGCCAUCAAAUUGAAAUGUGCAAUAACUUGCUUAUAACUUUAGUCAUUCACUAUUCUGGUGUUCAUCAGUUAAUUAUUCGGUUACUAAUUGAAGGCUUUAUGAAAAAAAGAGAAGAAAUUUUUUGUACAGUACCUGAGGAAAGUUUAAUAAGAGUUGAAUUAUUGCAAAAGAAUUACACAUUGGUCAAUAACAAUCGUUACAGUAAUAAUGCAACUGCUGUUUCUUUUCAAGAUGGACUUAAAAUAAAUAAACGCAAAAUGGAGUUUUCGCAUGCUCAAAAUAAUAGAUUCGCUCACCACAUGAAAGUAAUAACUCUAUCAAAACUUCUAGCUGUUCCUUCUGCAUUUUCCCCAAUUGACUUAUCUCGAGAUAUUGACAAAAAAGAGAGAAGUUUUCUUAAAGCUUGGGGUGAGAACAAGUUUUCAAGAUUAUUUCCCAGUGCUUAUGCGUAUACAGCAAAUCUACUUGUUGAAUUUGUAUGUCCUGAACUCGUUCCAGUCUCACCAUGGCCAGAAGAAGACUUUCUAAAAUAUACUAUUGAAAGAGAUUUAAAGAUCAAACGAGCUUUUGAUAACACCCCUGUAUUGUGGGAUAUUUUGGAACUUAUAUCUUCUGCACGUCCAUCGCUGUUCCAUUGCUCAGUAGUUGUUCAAAGUUUGUUAGGAAUGAGCUUGAAAUUUUGGCUAACCAAUCGUCAAGAUUCAUCUAAAAGCUGUGAAAAGGAAUUAAAAAAUGUCAUUAGAAUAAUUGUUAUAAUAAAACAGGCUGGAUGGUUACCAACUGAGUUUGAAAAUAUUUCAGAUAUCUUCCCUUUAAUAAAGCCGAAAGAAAUUUUUGAAAUACUGAGCGCAAUUUGGAAGUAUCUUCAGGUUUGCAGCUUUGCGCCUGAAAAGUUCAUAGAUAGAGAUCAAUUAGGGAGACCUCACCUCCCGGUUCAUCCUGAAUUAUUUCAUCCCCUUCGUACAGCAAUAAAAAUUGUAUUUCUACGAAACAUGGCGAUACUUGGUCAUUCUUAUCGCAGGUUUCUUGGUGAAUGUUCGAUUUAAUUCUAAAUUGCUGUUUUUACUGUAAAAUCCUCUGCCGCCAAUAUGCAGUUUGUCGUGUAUACUUGUUUGCUAAUAACGACUUAUUUUUAAACUGAUAAUUGUUGAAGAAGACGCCUUCUUAAAAUUAUAAGAAAACUUUACAUGAUUUUCAAAGAAAUCAUAUUUUGCAAUAGAUAACUAAACGAUCUGUUGCUUUUAAA
Messenger RNA from Hydra vulgaris (swiftwater hydra), 3078 nucleotides. Its product is annotated as integrator complex subunit 5. The record is from RefSeq and is a predicted model, not a curated record. NCBI's taxonomy places the organism in Eukaryota, Metazoa, Cnidaria, Hydrozoa, Anthoathecata, Hydridae. Gene Ontology annotation, biological process: snRNA 3'-end processing. Gene Ontology annotation, cellular component: integrator complex.